AUGGCAGCGAAAUCCGAUGGUCGCGGGGUCGUCACCGGUUUCGCCCAGCUGCACAACCUGGACGAAGUGGUGGGGACGGGAGAGGACGACGCACGGGACGGCAGCUCCUUCCACAUCUGCCACUGCUGCAACACCUCGUCAUGCUAUUGGGGCUGCCGGAGCGCCUGCCUGCAUUACCUCCGGAGGAAGGGGAGAGGGAAGGGGAGGGAUGCGGGGAGACCACCACGGGAGGAGCGCCUCUGGCUGGACUGCCUGUGGAUCGUCCUGGCGCUGCUGGUCUUCUUCUUGGACGUGGGCACCGAUCUGUGCCUGGCCGCCGACUACUACCACAAACGGAAAAUAAUGUGGUCAGGCUUGACCCUGCUCUUUGUCCUGGUGCCCUCAGUUCUGGUCCAGAUCCUGAGCUUCAGGUGGUUUGUGCAGGAUUACACCGGUGGAGGACUGGGCUCCGUAGAGGGACUAAGCAGUCGGAGGGCUACGACUAGUUACCAGAGGGACAGAUGCUGUCGCCUUUCUGUCUGGAUCUGGCAGACCAUCAUUCACAUCUUUCAAAUGGGACAAGUGUGGAGGUACAUUCGCACCAUGUAUCUUGGGAUACAAAGUCACAGACAGAAGGAGAACCAGAGGCAGUUUUAUUGGGCUAUGAUGUACGAGUAUGCUGAUGUCAACAUGCUGCGACUACUGGAGACCUUCUUACAUAGCGCCCCUCAGUUGGUGCUUCAGCUCUGCAUCAUGAUCCAGAGCAACAAGGCUGAGUGGCUGCAGUGUCUUUCUGCCAUGUCCUCCCUGCUGUCCCUGGCCUGGGUGCUAGCUUCCUACCACAAGCUCCUCCGUGACUCCCGUGAUGACAAGAAGAGCAUGAGCUACCGAGGUGCCCUGGUGCACCUGUUCUGGCGCCUUUUCACCAUCUCUUCACGGGUGCUUUCCUUUGCCCUUUUUGCCUCGGUUUUCCACAUCUACUUUGGCAUUUUUGUGGUGCUCCAUUGGUGUGCCAUGGCUUUCUGGGUUAUCCAUGGCGGCACUGACUUUUGCAUGUCUAAAUGGGAAGAAGUACUGUUCAACAUGGUAGUGGGGGUUGUCUACAUAUUUUGCUGGUUCAAUGUACGUGAGGGUCGGACACGUUACAGAAUGGUGGCCUACUACACUAUUGUGUUGUUGGAGAACGCUAUCCUGACCUCACUUUGGUACGCAUACCGCGAUCCAGCUGCCACUGACGCCUAUGCCUCUUUUGCCAUCUGUGGCGUCUUCCUGUGCUUUGCCUCAGGUGUGGCCUGUAUGAUUCUCUACUAUGGGGUCCUACACCCCAUGGGUCCCCGACUGAGGAUGUUGGCUAGCUCCUGUUGUGCUGAGCUGCUAUGGGGCCUCCCGUUACCACCUGAAGCUGAGCCAAUGGCUCCCACGCCGGGGCCUCGUGGCUCCCAGGCUACCCCUACACGAGGCGUGGCAGGGGAACAAAUGGGGUUAGAUGAAACAGCUACAGACACAUGCCUUCCAGUUUUCCAAGUGAGGUCCACAGAGCCUGUAGAUGCAUCGGGCAGGCCUAUCCCACCUGAGGGCCCGCUUAUUAAAAUAGAUAUGCCCAGAAAACGCUACCCAGCCUGGGACGCACACUUCGUCGAUCGACGACUGCGCAGGACCAUAAAUGUACUGCAGUUUGUUAGCCCCAAUGCGGUGGGCAUCAGGUAUAGGGACGGUCCUCUCCUUUAUGAACUUCUACAGUACGAAUCCUCUCUCUGAAGGUCCUUCCCACAGCUCUAUUCCACCUUUUACUCAGAAUGAUGCACAUGCUUUUCAUUUCUCCUCAGAUGUUACAUUAAAUUUUUUCUCGGGCUCUCUUCAUCACUCCUCAAUAAUCUGAAGGUUUUCCAGUUUUCCUGGACGUGUUUUUUGCCAACCAAAAACCUAACAGAGCAAACUAGACACAGAUUCAAGAAUUAUUUUUUGGAAGACAAAAAAA
Molecule: messenger RNA, 1957 nt
Organism: Cyprinodon variegatus (sheepshead minnow)
Lineage: Eukaryota; Metazoa; Chordata; Actinopteri; Cyprinodontiformes; Cyprinodontidae
Gene: xkr6b
Product: X-linked Kx blood group related 6
Exons: 3
Coding region: 1-1737 (578 amino acids)
Biological process (GO): phosphatidylserine exposure on apoptotic cell surface; engulfment of apoptotic cell; apoptotic process involved in development
Cellular component (GO): plasma membrane
Source: RefSeq, a predicted model, not a curated record